AUGAAAACUCAGAUGAACGAGGAUGAGGAGGAAACGUUGAAGGAGGCUUACGAGAGGGGCAGAACAAAGCCAUUGAAUCAAGGCAUCAGGAGGAGCUCAAUAAGGUUUGCAUUCCUGCGAAACUGGAGUUCCUCGAAGAAUGAGAAGACAGAGUUCGAGCUGGUCCUUGCCGAAUCCAAGCUUCAAGAUGUUAAGGUCCCUACCACCGAUUGGUUAAAGUUGGAUGAGCCAAUGAU
Eruca vesicaria subsp. sativa (arugula) is the source of this 236-nucleotide messenger RNA. The record is from the annotation of a GenBank genome assembly. NCBI's taxonomy places the organism in Eukaryota, Viridiplantae, Streptophyta, Magnoliopsida, Brassicales, Brassicaceae.